AUGUCACACUGCCACGAUGAACACGACCACCACGGCCAUGAUCACUCGGAAGGCGCCGCGCACGAUCAUACUGAUGAUCUGACGCCAGCCCUUCAGAAUCAUAUCUACGAGCAGAUCGACUUCGGCGCCAUCAACACAUUGAACGAAUCAGUGUCUCGAGCCGGCUCAACCAUAGUCCAAAAGACAUGGACUGAUCGCCUCGAUGCCGAGCCCGAACUCGUCUCGGAUGCAGAUGAACAGCUCCUGAUGCACAUUCCGUUCACUGCCCAAAUACGCCUUCACAGCAUCCUGAUUAGGACCUCGAUGACCGACUCUGCACCGAUGACCUUGAAAGUCUACGUCAACCGCGAAGGCCUCGACUUCUCGACUGCCUCCGAUCUCCAACCGACACAGACAUUGGAGCUGGCGCAGUCGAAUGAGGUACAAGAGGUGCCCGUGAAGAGGGCGUUGUUCAAUACUGUCAGGUCGCUGGACCUCUUUUUUGAAGACAACUGGGGCAGAGGAGACGAGGAUGAGACCAGAAUUAGUUACAUGGGGUUCAAAGGAGAGUGGAUGAAAUUGAGCAGAGAGCCCGUCAACUUCUUGUACGAGGCGGCUGCAAAUCCGAAGGAUCAUACGUUAGCAAGUGGAGUCGGUGAGAGGAUGGGGAGUGACAUAAGUGGUGCCGGAGGACGGCAUGGCAUGUGA
Messenger RNA from Fulvia fulva, 687 nucleotides. Its product is annotated as PITH domain-containing protein. Lineage: Eukaryota; Fungi; Ascomycota; Dothideomycetes; Mycosphaerellales; Mycosphaerellaceae. The transcript has a single exon. Gene Ontology annotation, cellular component: nucleus. The record is from RefSeq and is a predicted model, not a curated record. The coding region runs from base 1 to 687 and encodes 228 amino acids.